This is a messenger RNA of Gossypium raimondii (Peruvian cotton), 1245 nucleotides long. RefSeq names its product ferritin-like catalase Nec2. NCBI's taxonomy places the organism in Eukaryota, Viridiplantae, Streptophyta, Magnoliopsida, Malvales, Malvaceae. The record is from RefSeq and is a predicted model, not a curated record. The transcript has 3 exons. The coding region runs from base 95 to 673 and encodes 192 amino acids.
UUUUCUACCCCAUAUAUCUCACAUUAAUUCCCUUCCAGCUCCAACCAUUUUUCUUACACUUUUUUUUCUAUAAAAGGCAACGGUGUGUUCGGUCAUGCAUGUUCACCCCAUUCCUCCAUCGAUGGCUAUUCGCACUCGCUUCUCUGCCUUCCUGCUUCUGCUUCUCCCAUUGGAAUUCAUUGCUGUUAUGGGGGUUACACCUCCUCUUCCUCUUCCUGAGUGCAGACCCAUUCUGGCUGUCGAUAGAGACCUAGUCCAAUUCGCUUUAAACUUGGAAUUCUUGGAAGCAGAAUUUUUUCUGCACGGUGCACUUGGUAUGGGGCUUGAUGUCUUGGCACCUUCUUUGGCCCAAGGCGGUCCUCCUCCAGUUGGUGGAAGGAAGGCCAAUCUGGAUCCCAUCAUCCGUAGAAUUAUAGAGGAAUUUGCUUAUCAGGAAAUUGGACAUCUCAGGGCGAUCACAGAGUCUGUAGGAGGAGUGCCGAGGCCUCGACUCAAUAUAAGUGCCGAGGCUUUUGCCGCAUUUUUUAAUCGAGCAAUGAAUACCACAUUAUCUCCUCCAUUCAAUCCGUACGCCAAUUCCCUCAACUAUCUCUUGGCGUCCUACGUUAUACCUUAUGUAGGACUCGUAGGUUACGUUGGCACUAUCCCUAACCUUGUCGGACGCACCAACUGAGAACUGGCUGCUUCACUGCUGGGGGUGGAGUCUGGACAAGACGCAGUGAUACGGACAUUACUGUACCUGAGGGCAAAUGAGAAAGUGAAGCCAUAUGGAGUAACCGUGGCAGGUUUUACCGAUCGUAUCUCGGAAAUAAGGAACAGGCUUGGCAGAUGUGGGAUGAAAGAUGAAGGCUUGAAGGUACCAAAGCAACUUGGUGCAGAGAACCGAACUACCAGUAACAUCCUAUCGGCGGAUGCUGAUUCCCUUUCGUAUUCACGGACGCAGCCAGAAAUUUUGGGGAUAGUAUAUGGAACUGGCGACGAGAGUAGGCCUGGUGGAUUUCUGCCUGAUGGUGGAGCUGGGAGAAUCGCCAUGCGAUUCCUCGCUACUUGAAACUAAGCGAUCGCGUAUAUAUAAAAUAGGGGUCAUAUAUAAUAACCACUUGUUAGUCACGUGAAACUCCCAUGAUGUUGUUAAUUUAUACUGAAGCUUUACAAAAAUUAAUGGGCUACAUCUUAUAAUUUUAUUUUUCACUUACAUUUGUAACAAUUUACUAUUAAUAUAAUAAUACUAAAUCUUAAAUCCAA